This is a messenger RNA of Lepus europaeus (European hare), 444 nucleotides long. RefSeq names its product microtubule-associated proteins 1A/1B light chain 3C-like. Gene Ontology annotation, biological process: macroautophagy; autophagy of mitochondrion; autophagosome assembly. The record is from RefSeq and is a predicted model, not a curated record. Lineage: Eukaryota; Metazoa; Chordata; Mammalia; Lagomorpha; Leporidae. Gene Ontology annotation, molecular function: ubiquitin protein ligase binding. Gene Ontology annotation, cellular component: autophagosome membrane; autophagosome; cytosol.
AUGACGUAUGUCCAAAAUGGCGCCCGCUCCCCGUCCGGCUCGCCCUCGAGAGCAACCAGACAAGAGGAAGUUGCUGGAAUCCGGGCAAAGUUCCCAAACAAGAUCACGGUGAUAGUGGAGCGCUACCCCAGAGAGAAGCUCCUGCCCCUGCUGGACAAAACCAAGUUCCUGGUUCUUCAGGAGCUGACCAUGACCCAGUUCCUCAGCAUCAUAUGGAGCCUCAUGGUCCUGAGGGCCACUGAAGGCUGAUAUUUGCUGGAGAACAAGAACUUGGUCAGCAUGCACAUGACCAUGGCAGAGACCUGCAGGGGCUACAAGGAGAAGGAUGGCUUCAUCUACAUGGCCUAUGCCUCCCAAGAGAUGUUUGGUUUCUUGGGGUCAGCAGCUCUCGGUGACUAUAUGGCCCUACAAUCCUCACUGGCAGAUGGGACUUCUCUGCCGUGA